AUGGAGCUUCAAAAGAAUACUCGGACGUCGUCAACACCGUCCAUUCUAGAUGCAACUCCUGACAGAGCUGAGAGGCCGCGAAAACAACCUCGUCAGGAUGCUGAAUCUUCUCCAGAGUCACCGUCAACGAAGACUCCCGUACGAUUCAACAAGGACGCAGUGUUAAUCACAAAGAACCAGUGGUCUCCGUCCGCGAGGGGAAGUUCUAUAGCGAAACGAGCAUCCCAGCGGUUUUUAAGUGGGUUGGAAAAUGAGAAUCAGGGACCGGAAAAGAAUGUGUCUGAAAACGAGACGGCUGUAGAGGUAGAGAAGGCCACAGUUAACUCACCUCCCCCGGAUGAAAAAGAAGAAGUUAAUGAUGAUACCUUUAAAGAAGCUGGUGAAUUUAAGUCUCGUUUGGUAGUUCGAGAGCUACGGUUACAUAAUUUCAAGUCUUAUGCUGGAACACAGAUUAUCGGUCCUUUUGAUUACUCAUUUUCUGCAAUUGUUGGACCCAACGGGUCUGGAAAAUCCAAUGUCAUUGACGCAUUAUUAUUCGUCUUCGGCUUCCGGGCUAGUAAACUUCGACAAUCAAAACUUUCUGCACUGAUUCAUAAUUCUGCAGCAUACCCUUCCUUAAAUUCGUGUAGCGUCGAAAUUGUUUUUUCAGAGGUUAUCGAUACUGAUGACGGAGUAAUUCCCGUUGACAAUUCUGUUCCUUCUUCGCGGAUUUCUAUUCGAAGAACGGCUUUUAAAAACAAUACAAGCAAGUACUUUUUAAACAAUAAAGGCGUUGAUUUGGAUCACAAGCGGUUUUUGAUUCUUCAAGGUGAAGUUGAAUCUAUUGCGCAAAUGAAACCACGAGCUUUGAAUGAUAAUGAUGACGGACUAUUGGAGUAUCUGGAGGACAUUAUCGGCACUUCUAAGUACAAAACUGCUAUUGAAGAAAGUCAAGAACAACUAGUUGGUUUGAACGACGUCUGUCUUGAAAAAGAACAUCGAUUUAAGCUUGUCGAAAACGAACGUUCUGCUCUUGAACGCCAAAAGACUGAAGUUGUGACGCAUUUGUUAAAAGAAAAUACCCUUGCUUUGAAACGAUCUGCUCUAUAUCAACUUUAUCUCAUGGAGUUUGGAAAUAAGAAGUCGUUACUCCAAGGCGUUAUAAAUAACUUAAAUGAAAACCUUGAAAGCGGACGGCAAAAGUACAAGGUCAAUGAAGACAAGAUUCAAGAGCUUAAUAGCGAGUUACAACAACUUCAACAGUCCUCUGUUUCUGCAACGAAAAAAGAAGCCGAACUUAAAGCCAUUUAUCGUAAGAAUGAACAGAAACUUGUACAAACGGAGGAGCUUUUAAAGCACUUGCGUUCUAAGCUAAAAAAGCUCAUAAAACAGAUGGAUUCAACUACUCUGAAGCAUUCUGCUGCUAAAAGUUCUCUCGAAAAUCAUGAAGAAACAAUCAAGGACAAGUUUGCAGAACUACAGAGUGUAAAAGGCAAGCUUGAAACUGAACAGAAGCAACUCAGCAUAACCAUGGAAAACCUUCGCGAAAAGACGAAAGAUAUAUCUAACGAAAUUGAGGCCAAGCAAAAGCUAUUGGCGCCGUCCAAGGAAGAAAUUAAUCGACUUGAAUCGGAAAAACAAGUUGCAUCAGCAGAACUCAAUGUUAUUUACGAAAAUGAGAAUGCUGUGAGAAAGUCCCUUGAAGACUUGGAUGUACAGUACAAUCAACUUCGAGAAGGUUAUAGCACAGCAAAGACCGAAUACAAAUCCAAACUUGAAGUCUUGGCUAAGGAGAAAGAGCAACUCGAACAAGAAAAAGCGACACUCUCGCAGCAUGAACCAAUCAUGCAAAAAUUGCGCGCUAAAUUGCGUUCGUGCCAAGUUCAGGUCGAUGAAAUUCGCUCUUCUUUACAAGCUUCAAAAAAUCGAGGCAGUGUACUAAAUGGUUUGACACAGUUACACCAAGCUGGUAAGCUUCCUGGCUUCUUUGGUCGUUUAGGAAGCUUGGGUGUCAUUGAUCAGAGAUAUGAUGUUGCUAUCACCACCGCGUGUCCUGCUCUCAAUCACAUUGUUGUUGAGAAUGUUGAAACUGGUCAGCGGUGUAUUGAUUAUUUAAGAAGACAUAAUCUUGGUCGUGCAAGCUUUAUUUUACUGGAUAAAUUGGCCAGAAGAAAUCUGUCGCGCAUAUCAACCCCGGAAAAUUCACCAAGACUUUUUGACUUAAUUAAAUUUAAAGACGAAAAGUUCGCACCGGCCUUUUAUAGCGUGUUACAAAACACUCUGGUAGCAAAUGACCUCGAACAAGCUAAUAGACUUGCCUAUGGUGCUAAGCGUUGGCGAGUUGUAACAUUAGAAGGUCAAGUUAUUGAUAAAUCAGGUACCAUGACCGGCGGUGGUAACAGGGUUUUCCGGGGCGGAAUGUCAAGCAAACUUUCCGCUGAUUACUCUUCUCAGACACUUCAGAUACAGGAGUCUGAGAAGAGUAAAAUUGAAGCUGAAUUCAACGAACUUACUCAUAAGUGCAAUCAAUUAUCAUCUUCAAUUUCUUCAAGAGAAAAUAAAAUUCCUGAGCUUGAAAUGGAAAUCUCAAAACUCGCAAUGGAUGUUUCGUCAAUGAAACAGAAGAAGAAAAAUCUCCAAAGCAUUAUUUUGGAAACUCAGGAAAAACUGGAUAGAUCCAAAGAGACUGAAGUCAGAAUCAACAAGCUGAACGAUAUAAUAUCGAAAGUUGAAGAGAAAAUUGAAGCCAUUCGCUCCAAGAACUCUGUUACGGAAGCAGCAAUUAAAUCUUUGCAGGACAAGAUUAUGGACAUUGGUGGUAUCACAUUCCGUUUACAAAAGUCUAAAGUCGACGAUUUGACAGAGCAGAGAAACUUUUUGCAAGAGAUCAUUGAUAACUCUGAUUUUGAAAAGCAAAAAAUUGUCCAGGAGAUUACACGUCUCUCAAAGGAAAUCUCAAAAGUUGAAGACGAAAAAGCAAGACUUGAACGUGAAGUAUCGGAUAAAGAGAGUUCGAUGGAAUCAUUAAGAAAAAGGGCCAAAGAAAGCGAAGCUGAGUAUGAGGAAGUGCAGCGAUCUAACGAAUCUUUCCGCGAAAAGUUAAAAGAUUUGAACAAUCAGCUUGAAGAAGAGAGAAGCUUAGUCCUCGCUGGCAAAGAAAGUGAGCUGAAAAUUGAGAAUCAACUUAAAGAGCACACAAGUUCGCUAAAGGAAUUGGAUUCUAGCAUUCGCCAUUACUCGAAUCUAAGAUCCAAGCUUUCGUUACAUGAUGUUGCUGAUUUUGUUGAUGAAAAAGCUGAAUACAUUUCUGAAUUACAGGAGUACUCUAACGAUGAGCUUGGCGAUAUGGAUAAAAACAGUCUUAAGCAAGAAAUCGCUGAGCUCAAACAAAAAACAGAGAAUGUUGAGGUGGAUGUUAAUGUUCUCGAAGAAUACAAGAGCCGCCAAGUUGAAGCAUCUAAACGAGAAAAUGAGUUAAAAGAUGAGGUUCUCAGACGUGAUGAAUUGAAAAAGAAAAUUGACGACUUAAAUGCUCUACGUUUAGACGAAUUUAUGGCUGGAUUUAAUGCCAUUUCAAAAAAGCUCAAAGAGAUGUAUCAAAUCAUCACAAUGGGCGGCAAUGCAGAACUAGAAUUGGUAGACAGUUUGGAUCCCUUUUCUGAAGGCGUUGUAUUUAGUGUUAUGCCUCCUAAAAAGUCUUGGAAAAAUAUAUCCAACUUGUCGGGAGGAGAAAAAACACUCAGUUCUCUUGCUCUUGUUUUUGCUUUACACAAUUACAAACCGACUCCUAUCUAUGUUAUGGAUGAAAUUGAUGCAGCACUGGAUUUUAAAAAUGUAUCCAUCGUUGCCAAUUACAUAAAAGAACGAACGAAAAAUGCUCAAUUUAUUGUCAUCUCUCUACGAAGCAAUAUGUUUGAGUUAGCUUCGCGACUUGUUGGCAUUUACAAAACUGCUAACAUGACGAAGAGCGUUACUAUUAAGAACUUUGAUAUCCACGCUCGUAAAAUCGAAAAGCAAUCUGCCUCGAUAUAA
This is a messenger RNA of Schizosaccharomyces japonicus yFS275, 4011 nucleotides long. Its product is annotated as condensin complex subunit Cut3. Gene Ontology annotation, molecular function: single-stranded DNA binding; ATP binding; DNA/DNA annealing activity. Gene Ontology annotation, biological process: chromosome organization; mitotic chromosome condensation. The record is from RefSeq and is a predicted model, not a curated record. The coding region runs from base 1 to 4011 and encodes 1336 amino acids. Lineage: Eukaryota; Fungi; Ascomycota; Schizosaccharomycetes; Schizosaccharomycetales; Schizosaccharomycetaceae. The transcript is spliced from 2 exons. Gene Ontology annotation, cellular component: nucleus; condensin complex; chromosome.